AUGAAUCAUGUGUCCAGCCGGGAUCGGGCACCGCGGGAGAAUCCGCUGAGGGUUUACGUGCCGGCGGAGGCCCGAGCAGGGCCCGAGGGUCCUGGGGCCUCGGGGCGGUGGUGCCGCGGCCGCUGCCCCUCGUGGGUGGCAAGGCUCCUUCGACCCGCGCUCGGGAUCCGACGCACGUUUCCCCCCCGGCCUGGGGGCUCUGGCUCCCGCGCCCGGUCCCGCGACAUCCAAGGGCAAGAUCCAACGUGCCCUUGCCGCGCGGGGGCCCGGAACAGCUGCGUCUCGCCUCGGGCUCCGGCUGCGGUGCCUCCCCGCUUCCCCGCGGUCUCAACCGUGGCUCUUGCUGACAACGAAUUUGGUGUCACGCGCGACCCACCCGGGGCCACUAUCCCCGACCCCUACACCAGCGGGCAGUGGGCGUUUUCGGAAGAACGGGCCUCGGCUGUUGGGGCGGAAGCUUCCGGAAGCGCUGAGGGGCUACAAGGCGGAAGAGCGACGCGGUCGCGGUGCGAGGGCUCUCCGGCUGCUAGUGCGAGUGCGCCUGUUUGCCCGGCCACCUGCACGGGCUGCCCGGCUGCCCCGGCGGGUCCACGACGUCUCCGCAGCCGCCUGCCACGGGCCGCGUGUCGCCGUGCACUUGGAAGAAGUCGGGAAGUUCACGGUAUCGCAGUCUCUCAGGUGGAUAGGAUUCCUUGCUCUCAUCUACACGGUAAUCCAGCCCGCUUCCAGUUUGUUGACGCCAGCAGGCUUAGCCAGUGGUCCUGUAGGGAAUCGGACGUCUGCCAGGAGGAUAAUAAUAGCAGGAACCACAAUAGUACUGAGAAUGAUAACAGUGGCGGCUUCAGCGAGUUUCUGAGACGACAGAGCAUCUGUGUGAGGCCGCCUUGUCAACUGCACGCAAACAAUAUGCUGUCCCCGUCGCUCCUUCAGCCUCUUGCCUCCAAAAAUGCGCUGCACCAGUGCAGGUGUUCACUGUCUCCCUGAAUUGUCUAGCAGUCUCUCGGAAAUGCUCUCUCGAGAGGGGUCUCAAGCCGCCUUUCUAAGGUACCGGUGAAAACAAGACUGGCGAGGAGGGGGCUCUGGGCCUCAGUGCCCGGAAGGGCGUGGGGAAGCGGGCACGGGCAUGUGAUGCUGCUGAGAGGCUCCAGCAGUAGGACUGCUCCGAGAGGUCAUUAGCCAGUAUGCAGCACACUUUAAAAAAGUUAGCAUUCCUUCGAUUCAGCAACCCUACCUCCUAGAGGGAAUAAUUACACAAAGGAGGUACGAUGUGUCUGUGAGAAUGCCUGUCAGGGCGAUUUAUAAAGUCUUACAAAUUGGAAAGACUCUAAAUAUACCAGUAGUUAAGUAAAUUAUGACACGCCCAUUAAAUAAAAUGGAAUACGGUACCAAAACUGAAAAUAAUUUUGUAGGUCUGUAUUGACCGACCUGAGACAUAUUUGUGAUCUAUUCCUAAAUUUAAACAAAUGAAGCCUGAGGAGAGGCUCAGGGGAAGCUGCUAGGGUGCCAGCAGCGUUCAAUGUCUUGG
Molecule: messenger RNA, 1525 nt
Organism: Acinonyx jubatus (cheetah)
Lineage: Eukaryota; Metazoa; Chordata; Mammalia; Carnivora; Felidae
Exons: 5
Coding region: 1-984 (327 amino acids)
Source: RefSeq, a predicted model, not a curated record